Tigriopus californicus is the source of this 957-nucleotide messenger RNA. Its product is annotated as rhodanese domain-containing protein CG4456-like. Lineage: Eukaryota; Metazoa; Arthropoda; Copepoda; Harpacticoida; Harpacticidae. Gene Ontology annotation, molecular function: thiosulfate-cyanide sulfurtransferase activity. The record is from RefSeq and is a predicted model, not a curated record. Gene Ontology annotation, cellular component: mitochondrion.
AGCCCGUGGCAUUCCCACUCUACAGUUACGUAACUGACGCUCCUGGGUAAAGAGAGGUCUACUUAUCUCAUCUUAAACUGAAACGCAGAAUGGAUCGGAUUUUGGUCCUGAGUCUCUUUUGGAAUCCUUCAUGCCUCCAAUGGCUUAGAAAUUAAUCCCAUCUCCACGUCGGAUCUCUUGGCAACAUUGGAGAGCGGACAAGUCCGAGUCUUUGAUGCUCGAAGUGAUUUUGAGCGGGAAGUCGAUGGUUACAUUUUAGGCAGUGAACUCUUGCCUAUGGACACGAUCUUCGAUGACACCGAGGACAAACCGGAUUUGGAGACUUUCAAGCCAAAAGAAGAUGGCCCGACAAUGGUGGUUUACGUCUCGGAUAAGGGUUUCGGAGCUCGGAAAGCGGAAAGUGUGCUAAAAUCCUUGGGGUUCGAUUCGGUGCGGUGUUAUUUUGGUGGUUUGGACGAGUGGAAGGCCAGUGGAGGCGAUUAUGAGUUUCCCCGAUUCGUCAAAUUUCAGGCCUUGAACACUCUUCUGGACCGAGAUGAGAUCCUCCUCAUCGAUGUGAGGAACCGAACCGAACUCAAUACCGUGGGUCAAAUCCCCAAAAGUGUGUGUUUGCCGCUUCACGAGGUGGAAUUGGCCUUCGACCUUUCAGACGAGGAUUUCCAGGCCCGAUAUAGCUUCCCCAAACCCCAGGGAGAUCGUAAGGACAUCGUUCUGACUUGUCGAUCCGGACGUCGAGUGUUGGUGGCCGAUAGGAUCAUGAAGAAAAGGUUCUCCAAUCUUCGGAUCUAUUCCGGCAGUUUCAAGGAUUGGGUCAAGCAAGACGGGAAAUACGACUUUGCCGACUAUGAUUUGGAGUAUGAUAUCCUGUCGUAAUGAGUAAGCCUCUGGAUGCAUAUUGUAAGCUAUGAUUGAUUAACUUAUUCCACGACAAGUAAUAAACGUGUCCCAACCGUUUAA